AGUACACUACAUACAAAACAAUAACUAAGUUCUAGCAAAACAAAACAGAAACAAAAAAAGAUAUGUUUUCUUUUACUUUUCUUGUUAACAUCAGAAAAACAUUUCCUAUUUUCAUGCAAUUGAGAAGAAUAGCAGCAUAUAUUAGGGUAGACCUCAUGAUUUGAAUAAAUGCCAACUAAGUUUUUCAAAACAUAACAAGGGAAACAAGGCAAGUAGCUGAAAUAAAAAUCUGGAGAUUCAAAAAUAAGGAUGAAUUUCACAUUGGCAGCAGUCAUUUGUUUAUUGGCUGGGAUUGCUAUAACAGAUGGAAUUCUAACAAAAGGAAUGGAUCGGAGUCAGAAUGGGCGACGGUGUUGUCACUUUGAACCACGCUUAGAUGAAAUAUGCCCAAAAAAUCGUAUAUCUUGCUGUCAAGGGUUUCUUGGGUGGAAAGGCGGUUGCUUUAGACUUAGACCAGAACUUGAAGAUUUAGCUAAUCAACGACGAAAGGUGGACAGAAAAGAGUACCAACUAUUUGAGAAAAUAUGCCAAUGGCUGCCAAGGGAUACCAACUAUGAAAAUCGUCUUUUAACAUUGUGGAGAGAUCUUGCUGCCUUGGGGGAAUAACAAAAAGAAAAGUAUGAAAUGAAUGAAUCUCAAACUCUAGAUUUGAGACACGGACAUGUAUAAUUAUAAAUGAAAGUUAAAAUAGACAUUUUAUUCGGAUCAGAACUAAAAAAUAUCAAUCAUACUGGUAUAUGUUUUACUAGAUAUAGAUAUUCUAUUGUUAUUCUAUUAUACAAUAUCUAAUCUAAUAUUUUAUAAUUGUCAGCUAAUAUCAUUGGUCAUACCUAAGUCACAUGACAUAAAAGAACAGGAGGUAUUCGCUCAUCAUGCAAAUGUUCUAAAACAUCUUUCACAAGAUGCCAAAUGUAAAGGUAUUUGCAAUGAAAUAAAUAUUUGUAUAUUAUUAUCUCUCUGUCAUACUCCUCCCUGAUUGGUCCUUAUUGGUUCAUACAUGUGACCAAGUAUAAACAGCAACUCCAAAAUCACUUGAAAAGUGUUCAGAAUGGUGAAAAACUGCGUGA
Molecule: messenger RNA, 1067 nt
Organism: Owenia fusiformis
Lineage: Eukaryota; Metazoa; Annelida; Polychaeta; Sabellida; Oweniidae
Source: the annotation of a GenBank genome assembly